Messenger RNA from Boleophthalmus pectinirostris (great blue-spotted mudskipper), 2850 nucleotides. RefSeq names its product SUMO interacting motifs containing 1 (gene simc1). The coding region runs from base 342 to 2726 and encodes 794 amino acids. The record is from RefSeq and is a predicted model, not a curated record. NCBI's taxonomy places the organism in Eukaryota, Metazoa, Chordata, Actinopteri, Gobiiformes, Gobiidae. The transcript is spliced from 10 exons.
UUGUGGUCUGCUAAAGAUGACAAGGAAGUGGGGCGACAAGGCCCUCAAAGUUCUCGUAAAUGCGGAUAUGUUGCCUAGUAAAUAGUACCUUUUAACUUAUUAUGUUUGUUAGCGGAAUACUAUGAAGAUCUCCUGAAUGAGUACAACUCACGCGAUUUAACGUUACGUUAGUUUACAACACUGUAAUAGAAAAUGGACAAUAUAGAGGAUUGUCACAGCCCCGGGGCACUAGCACAUUCAAGAUUUUAUGUUUCAAGGCUGUUGUCGGACUGUUUUCUUUGACUGUUGACGCCGUUGUUUGUUUUUCUAAGAGCCAAAGCUUAUCAAAUCCUUCAGAAGACAUGGCUGUAGUGAUUGCUCUGAGCUCGGACUCCGACAGUGACUCUGAAGUGGAGAUCGUGGGCUGCUACUCUAACAAGAACAAGAUGUUGCCCCUGUCCACAGUGCGGGUCCAGGUCGAUGCCCUCGACGUCAAGACGCCACUGAGUAAUCUUGAUGUCACAAAUGUGAAAAGGGCUCCUGCUGAACUAAAUAUACUUUCAAGACUUGUUUCUUCACCUCCUGCAGUGGUGGAUUUGACUGAAUAUAACAGAUGUGAGGACCAGGAGGAUGUAGUUAAUUUAUCAUCAGAUGAAUGUCAGGUUGUUGAAACAGAUUGUCCAGGAGACUCAAGAAUUGGUGAAGAAUCAACCCAGGUUUGUGAGGAAAGGAGACCUUUUAAAACGCAGCACAUGAUAAAGCCAUCUUGUCAUUUGACAACAUCCGUAGUGUUAAAGAGGCACUCUAUUCUUGAAAAUAAUCUUAAACGUUUAAUGUCAGAAACAGUCUGUGUCAUUAAAACUGGUGAGACAAUGUCAUUGCAUUUUAAACAAUGUGACGGGAAUGUUCUAAUUGAAGGUACUGAAAAAUCAAAUACAAUAACAUCUCACAACCUUCAGGCCACCAUGGAGACUCCACAGAGCAAUUCCUGUGCAGGACCAGUCACUGGAUCUCACCAAACGUCUUCUCUGGCUCAGUGCAUCCCAGCUGACCAUUUCCACCAAGAGAAUGUAAUUUCUCAGCCAACAUCAGCACAAAACACUGAUGAACUUUCAUCUAUUCCCUCUCCAGCAUGUGCUUCUGCAUCCAGCAAAGGACAAAAUAUAUUAACAAAUGAGCUCUUUGCCUACAGCCCUUCCCUCCCUAUUGGAACUCUAACUGUUCAACCAGCAUUUAGUAAAUCCAGAAACUGUACUCCUGCCUCUACUGCCUCUACUAUCAAUCCAUCUGAUGAUGCCCACUCCCUUUCUAAAUCUGAGUGCUCAAAUAUGACAGCACAACUUAAACCACUACAUGAUGAGAUCAUGUUAGACAAACUGUCUCAUAGUUUUAGUCCUUCCCCCGAAUCUGCCCCAUCUGGAACAAUAUAUUCAGACAACAAAUCUUUCAAAUAUGAAGAAAAUUUUGGAGUCAGUAGCCCAGUAUCAUUUGAUUGGGAGGAAAAGAGAGAGGAUGAAUGGGCAGCCUUUGAGCUUGGACUGGACAUGGACUCUACACAAGAUGAUAAGUAUUAUGUAUGUCCUGCUGCUUUCAGUAGAUUAGUGCAUGGUGGAAUUGAUGUUCUGACUGAUGAAGAGGGAAGGACAAAAAAUCCAGAGAUGCUUGGUCCCUUGAGCCUCAGCCUGGUUUAUAGUACCAUGCAAGAAGGUUAUACAGAAGGAACUUUGCAGCUUCUGUCAGACCUGCUCCAGCCUGGCUACUAUCCACCCAAAGAUAUCACCCUUCACCUGUUGGAGAUCCUGCUCAACCCACAGUCUCCACAUCACCAUUGUGUGCAAGCUUUCAGUCUUCUGAUGAAAACACAAAGGCACCACAUUGCUGAUAAAUGGUCUGUUUCAUGGGACUGGGAAAUGUUAAGCAGUACCAUGGAAAAGAAGGAACUCUGCCCUGAAAGUGUACGCAUGUUCUUAGAUUAUGUGGUGCUUACCUUAGAGGAUGACUUCAAGACUAAGCAAUCUACUUCUGCACUUUAUCAGUCCAUUGCUAAAUCCAUGUUGUCAGUUGAUCAGCAGUUUCCUCAUAUAAAGGACGUCUGUAAGUGGCUGUUUUCUGCCAUUAUGAAAUCAACAGAUGUUAAGGAUAUGAAAGGUGAACAUACCAGAAUGGUGGUCCUCUUCCAGAAGAUGCUGUCUUUGGCUCUAGAGGUGGACUACUCUCCAGCUAUAUGCUCUGCCAAGCUUUCUCAGGAGCUUUUCCACAUGCUCAUCAGCAAUGUACCACAGCGACCACAAAGAAUGCUGCUUCUGGAGAGCCUGCAGAGCGAGAGGCUUAGGUGUAAGCUGUUGGAACAUCUGCUGGACUAUUCCUGCCCAGUCAAAACCUCUGUGCCCAUAUCGCUCAGUCUCCUGCUCCACUUCCUGAAGAACUGCACCCUGUCUCUUGACACUGUUGAUGGCACUGAAAAAUGGCGGAGAUGGGAAGAACUGAUUCAUUAUCUCUGGAUGUUGUUGAUCAGCUACAGCAGUGCAAUGAAAGGAUAUCUCAUUGGCUCUAAAAUAGAACAAAGAGACAGUGUUGGCACAAGGAUGUACAAGCCUGAAGACAUGUUGUCCAAAUCUGCUGUGUGUGAAGCAGUUGAGGCCUUCCUGUCCAGAUCUCAGGAUGACGUCGGUGAAGCGCUACCUCCACAUGUUGAGGAGUCACUCUCCUAUUUACAGGAUCAUUUAAUGGAUGCCUGUCAGUGUUAAAUUAGUGUUAAACUGUUCAAAAAAACUUUUAAGCUGUUUGAUAGUCGUUGCCUUGAAUUCAUAUUUAUUAUAUUUUUAAAAUUUUGUGUUUCUAAUUCAAAAAUACAUUGUUGCACAAAAACAA